This is a messenger RNA of [Candida] anglica, 2313 nucleotides long. Lineage: Eukaryota; Fungi; Ascomycota; Pichiomycetes; Serinales; Debaryomycetaceae. The record is from the annotation of a GenBank genome assembly.
AUGAAGAUCUCUCAUAUUGCAUUACUUUUUGCAAUUGCAUCUGUUAGUGCCAGAUUCGAUAAAUGGAGUCUGAAUGAUAUCCAAUACUUUUUGGAAGAUAGAGGAGUUGAAUAUGGUGACAGGGAUCACAAGGCCCUUGUUGGACUUGCUGAAGAAGAAUUCUUGAGAUUGAAGGAAGAAAACAAAGAUACCAAUGAAGGAGCUGUGCAACAUAUUUUGAACUUGGUUACCGGACAUGGUUUCAAAGCUCCUCAUAAGUGGGACUAUUUGUUGGAUACCACCCCACAUGACGAUCCUACCAGAAUUGACACUGUCAAGUCCUGGAUCUUUGACUCAUGGUCCACUGCGGCUCUUAAGACCUUUUUGAAUGAAUACAAGAUUAGAUACAAGAAGGAUGCCCGUAAGACUGAACUUGUGAAGACAGCUAAGGACAAUUUUGAUACCAUUUCUAAGAAGCAUGAAUCAUCCGGUUCAUACCCUGGUUCUUGGAUCUACUCCACUUGGUCAAUUGACGAUUUGAAGAAGUGGUUGCAUGACAAUGAUUUGACUUUUGAUCCAAAGGAAUCUGCUCAAGAAUUGGCUCAAAAGGUUACCAACAACAACUACUUGGCAUCCAUUGCUCUUUCUGACUCCAAAAAGUCAUUAUUUGACUCUCUCAGUCUUGGUGAACAUUUGGAUGUUUUCGACAAAGCCGGUAAAAUCAAGCUGGCUUUUGUCGACACUUGGACGUACUCCCAACUUCGUGAAUGGUUGUACUACCAAGGUCUUAUUGACACCAAGCCAGGUGUUCAAGUUGACGACUUGGAUAAGGGGAAAUUGAAACAAAUUGUUCUUUCCAAUCAAGAUUAUUUGGUUGAUGACAUCAAGUCUUGGUCUGAGCAAGCUAGUAAGUUGGCAUCCCCAUACCUUGAAAAGGGUGCUGAAGCGGUAAAGGAUGUCUCCGAGACUGCUGAAGAGGUCAUUAACGACACAUUUUUAAUUGGAGUUGAAAAGUGGUCCAAGGAGCGCUUGAGAAGCUUUCUUGAAGCAAGAGAUGUGAAAAUCCCAGCUUUUGCAACUCAUUCCCACUUGGUCAAUCUCGUGAAGACCAAUAAGAACAUUGCACUUGGUAAUAAGACUGUUAUUAAGCCUGCCAACUGGAUUUUGGAAGACUGGUCUACUGAGGCUAUUCGCGAAUGGUUAUUGAAGAAGGGCCAAAAGGUUGAAGGUUCGAGACAAGAUUUGGUUAACAAGGUUAAUGAAUUAAUUUCUACUCAGCAACAAAACUUUGAAGAUUCUGCUGGAAAGAUUCAAUCUAGAAUUUCAGCUCACAAGCCAAACUUUGAUGAAUACAAGUCUUAUGCCACCCACUCUUACCAUGAAGCAAACAAAAAUGCCAAGGUUAACUUGAAGAAGGCUAAGAAGGCUGCUAGUGACGCUAAGGGCGAUGUUCAAGAUAAAUACGAUGAAUCUGUUUCUCUUGCUGAUGAAACAAUUUUGGAUGCCUACAAUGUUGGAAAUGAAUACUAUAACACUGCUGCUAAACUCCUUAGUGAAAAGUACGCCAGAAACCAAAAGAAAUUGGAACAAUCUUUGGCUGAAGCUAAGAAAGCUUCAUAUGAAUAUUCUUCAUCAUUUGCCCUUGGAGUUUCUGACAAGGUUGGAAGUGUUAAGCCAAAGUUUGAACAAGCAGUUGAAGCUGCUAAGGUUGAUGCUUCUGCCUAUGCCACAUAUGUCAUUGAUGCUUUCAGUGCUACUGUCGAAGAUGGUAAGGUUGCUGCACAAGAAGGAAGAGAAACCGUUUCUAGUGCUCUUUUUGACUACUUGUACUCUGCUAAGCAAUACUUCAACAAGCUUGUUAAGCCUGCAAAUGCAUAUGCUAGUUCCGCUGCCCUGGUUGCUAGUAAUUAUGGUACUGCUGCUCAAGAAUAUGCCGCCAGUGCCACUGACGUUGCUGCUGACUAUGCUUCAGAUGUAAGAGAAGUUGUACAAAAUGCUUACGGCCAAGCCUCUGGUAAUGAUUAUUCGGGAUUUGCACAAGAUGCUGUAAACUCGGUAUACUCUAGUGUAUCUGGCGGUUGGUCAUCAUUUUGGGAAUCUAUUUCUGACGCAGACUUGAAGGCUUAUUUGAGAUCAUUUGGUUACAGCUCUACAUUCUUAAACAACAUUACUCAUGACCAAUUGAACCGUUUAGCUCAACAACAAACUGACUUCUUCUUUGGAAUCUCUAACAAGUGGGAUAAGCCAAUUGCAGAAUUAUUGUCUGAAAAGCUCGGUUUUAAGAAGGAAAAGAGUACUUUGGAAAAGGUCAGAGAAGCAGUUGCAGGAAAAUAG